CUUUGGAAUAAACGCGGCGGAUAUAAUAAAUGGAUUCGCAGGCUUCAACAACAAUAUGGAGAUGUUUUUGAAGUCUGGUUAAGUAAUAAACGCAAGAUCUAUUUAUGUCGCAUAGAAUAUUUGGACAAGUUACUUUCAUCUUCUACAAAAACCAAAUGGUUAUCUCGUAUGGGAGCGAACGAAGGUCUUCACGAACUCGGAAUGAACCAGCGAGGAAUAUUAGCAAACGAUAAUCUCGAUAGUUGGAAAUUCAAUCGACAUUUUUUUAGUCAAGCUAUGCUUACUCCUAGUUUUAAUAUUAAAGCCAUUGAUGCUACUAAUAAAAUGUGGAAAGAGAUGGAACAAUAUUGGAACACACUUGGUAAUGAUUAUCAGAUUGAAUUGUCUGAAUGGAUGCAACGAUUUACUAUUGAUAUGAUUAUUGAAAUUACUACCGGAAAAAGGGCUUAUACAUUGCCUGUGUACUUUAAUACAUUUACCACAAAAAAAAUUAUUGAUAUUCCACCAGCCAUAUUAGAUGAUUCUGAAUAUUUUAUCCAUAAUAUGCAAAAGUAUGUUUCAGCUUUCACCACAUUUGCCAUUUUUCCUUAUUACAUUAGACAUUAUUUGCCAGUACUUAAAAAUUUUACUAAGAUUGGAAUAGAAAGUCGUGAUAAUAUUCAUGGAAAAAUUAUGGAAAUUAUUAAAAAUAGGAGAAAAGAGAUUGAAGAAAAAAAUGAUGUG
This is a messenger RNA of Racocetra persica, 723 nucleotides long. The record is from the annotation of a GenBank genome assembly. Lineage: Eukaryota; Fungi; Glomeromycota; Glomeromycetes; Diversisporales; Gigasporaceae.